GCAGUGCGCAUGCGUUGAAAGGGGCGUAACUUUCCCGCCGGGGGCGUGGUCUAUCCGUUGAAAGGGGCGUGGCUCCGCGGCCCUCACUCUUCUCUUCUAUCUCCUCAGACUCUUGUUUCAUUCUUUGCGCCGCUUUGCUGCUCCGGGAAAUAGAAGCGCGGGUUUUUGAUUUCGGGGGCAGCAUUUUGAGCAGACAUGGCGUAGGUGCGUCCCUGAGCCGGAGUCCUGAUCGGGGCUGAUGGACCAGCAGGUUUGGGGGAAGCUGCGAGCCGGCGUCGGUGCUAACCUAGCGCGCUAGCUGGCCCGGCUAGCUGCAUGCAGCUACACAUUAGCCUGAAGCGUGACGCUCUGUCUACACCGAUGCUGCGGGCUUAACUGGUCUGAAUCAGAGCAGGCGACAGGAACAUUGCUGGUGGGUUGAAGGGGUGUGUAACAUGUAGCGGGGCCGCAGCUGCGGCGCCGAGCCUCGGCUAUGUAGCCGCGGAGCGUCGGUCGGGGAGCUGCUGCUAAACCCCCCGGAGGAGCGAGGGCAGAGCCGGGGACAGCAGAGCUAGUGCGGCCUGCAGGGCUGUGGUUCUUUUCUAUUCAGUCCAGCGGCGGGUUCGGAGGGGGUUGUUGUAACUAAACAUGUAAUAGCAGUCGGGGCUGGGAUCAGUCAUGUAAUAUUACUGAGGAGACGUGGUUUGUGAGCGAGAUGAGCAACUGUGGGCCAGCAGAGAAGAUGGAGCUGGACCUGGAGGGGCCGCCGUGCCUGGGCCAGGACGGAACCCUCAGGAGGUCCAACAGCGCGCCCAUGAUCAACGCACUCAGUGAUAACUCCCAGGUUUUCCAGAGAGAGGUCCUACGAAGUCGCAGAAACAGCACUACAGUUGUCAACAGACCUAACGUGGUCCCGUCAUCACCCAUCCGCGUCCCCAGCACCAGACUUCAUCAGAUUAAACAGGAAGAGGGAGUAGAUGUAAUGAACAGAGAAACUGCUCAUGAGCGGGAAGUUCAAGCUGCGAUGCAAAUGAGCCACUCAUGGGAGGAAAGUCUUAGCCUGAGUGACAAUGAUUUUGAGAAGUCGGCAUCCUCAUCUCCAAAGCGGAUUGACUUUGUGCCUGUAUCACCUGCCCCGUCCCCAACCAGAGGAAUAGGAAAAAAGCAGUGCUUCUCUCCUUCACUACAAAUACUGGUGAGCUGCAAUGGUCUAACGCCCAGUCCAAUACCCAGCCCAACACGGCGUUUUAGCCGGCGAAGUCAAAGCCCAAUCAACUGCAUCAGAGCCAGCAUACUUGGCCCAAUGAAACGCAAAGGUGAGUCGGAGAUGGAGAGUCAGCCGAAGAGACUCUUCCAGGGAACAACCACAAUGCUGACAUCGGACGUCUCCAACCUGUCCGACAUCAGUUCCUGUCAUUCUCCAGAUUUACUGGACGGCAGUCUCAGCAGUGUCUCGUCCACCGGCUCCCCGGGCAAGAUGGAGGGAGUGUCGCCUUCGUCGUCCAGCAACUCACCAUUCACAUCCCUUCAGGAUCUGUCUCCCAAGCGAACGGGUGAUUGCUAGAGACAUAAAAGACUGAAUGAAUAAAUAAGAGAGGAAAGGUGUUGUUCCCCUCUCAGACCCCUCACCUCACCAAAUUUAGUUGAUGUGGAGUUUCUCAUGAUUGCCUCUGAACUGCUGUUUUGUGGCCGUCUUCACGUCUAGAUACAUUUGAGCGAAGGAAACCAAAGCCAGUGGGCGGGUUUGUGUGCCAGACGUAGGUCUGGUGCAAACGGCAUUGGACAGUCAAUGCUGCUGUGUUCCAUAUAAAUUGUGCAAACAUGACUGAAGACACUGUGAGCACCAGCUGCUAGUUGAUGACGAUCGAUGGUGCUUGGCUUCCUAGUAAUAUUCUAACUGGCAAACCUGCAGAUCUGUCCUACCAGUUCCCCUUGCUGCAGAGAGACAAUGAGCACUGGACAAAAGACAAAAAGACUUUAUGGAUGUGUAUGAUUCCCUGUUUUUGUGCUGGACAGCUUUUUUUUUCCCUUCCCCUCUAGGCCUCUGUUUGUACACAGUCUGCAGAUUUUGUAAGAAAGAUUUAACUUAUUGUUUUCCUGCUCUGUUUAUAAAUAUGUAAAUAUUAACCUUGUCUGAAGUCAUAUUUAGUUUGUUUGGCUGUGAUGUGAAUGUAGGCACAGUACUUAAAAAGCAAAAGCUUUCUAUAUGAACUAUCUGCGGUACAACAAUGGAAACUUCCUGUUAUACUGUAUUAAUUGUUUUGAGAAGAUUUUCAGAAUAUUUUUAUGAUCUACGCUGUGAACAUUUUUUCUUUUCUCUCGAUGGUUCUUUAUGCCAGAGAUCCUAAAUGAUUUGCUGCAGUUAAAGUGGCCCAGAACGAGGAGUGGAUGAACCUCGCAGUCGAGCGUGAUUGGAAGCAAGAAGGCGGUCGUUCCUGGUAGACUGUCAACACUAAAGGUUUCCUUACGUCCUGUGUUUUUGUCAGGAGCAUUUUUGUAGAUAGAAGUACACAAAAGUUGACCUUUCUUUGCUUUUGGGUAUUUAUGGACGAAAGUUUAUAUAGAAUUGAGCGGGGAUAGGUUUCUAUCUCCAGUGAAAGUGAAUAAUUUGUCAUAAUUUACAUAAAAUCAGCUGGCUGCUGGAGCAUUUAUACAAAAAAAGCACCGUGACAUUGUGAGAGAAGAGACUGCUGUUGCUACUGUGGUUUCAUCUAUUAAAAGCUUGUUGCACAGAAGGCCAAAUCCUGUUAUGUUUUAAUCUUAAAUAGGAAAGAAGCAAAACUUUAUAUCUUAAAGUUAAAAGAUGCAUAGGAUAAGCCUGUGCUGUGAUAUUUGCACCUAAAUUUGCCAUCAGUCGCCAUGGUUUGUGUCCAUCCUCACAUAUGUAACUUAAAUGUUCUGACCCCCAUGUGGCUCUGAAGCAACAAAAAAAAAGGUGAUUGUAAAUCAUUUUCUAGAAGUGUGCCCUUUUUAAUUGAAGGAAUAUUGUGGCUUUGGUUCAUUUGAUGAAUGUCUUCCCUUUAUUCUGAGGUAAUGGAAGAAGCAGCCACUGGAGCUUUUUUGUUUCUGCCCUUCCGUCUGACAAAAUAUUCAGGGCAUGAAUUUAGCAAUGGAUUUUUAUGGUGUACUGUAUGUUUGUAAUUGACGGACUGUAACCUGUCAGGUCGGCUAACACCUUGCCUUUGCUUGUGACUUUUGUGAUUGUCGUCAUAGCAGACAUCAGGACCCAAUAAAUGAUUUCAUUGUUA
Messenger RNA from Cololabis saira (Pacific saury), 3227 nucleotides. It is a transcript of the gene pabir2, whose product is annotated as PABIR family member 2. Gene Ontology annotation, molecular function: protein serine/threonine phosphatase inhibitor activity. The transcript has 10 exons. The coding region runs from base 695 to 1543 and encodes 282 amino acids. Lineage: Eukaryota; Metazoa; Chordata; Actinopteri; Beloniformes; Belonidae. The record is from RefSeq and is a predicted model, not a curated record.